UGAUUUUCUUUGCUUUGUCUAAAUAUGAACUGUAACAAAAGUAAAUACAGCACAUCAGCUGUGUUUUGAAGGUUAAAGUGUCAAGAACAAGCGGUUUGGGAACUCCAGCAGAUUAGUUUUUCUCUCUCUUUUUUUUUUUGUCUUUGUUGCAGGAUCAGAUGCUUCUUCCUGCUCAUUGAGUAAAAUAACUGCACAUUCAUCAUCUCCUGGGACCCUCUCAUCGACCCCUGACUGCCCUGGAAAAGACUCCCAUCAGAAACCCCCUCCUCGCCAUGUCCUGCCAUUCAGACCCUUACAUCUUCUCCACUGACCAUCUGCCCAGUGACCGGCGCUUCCUCCCUCCCCUGGCCAACGGGCUCCUGGGCUGGAGGGUGUACAACAACAUCAUGCACAUGGGCGGCGUGUACAACGGGGAGGGCGGACGCUGCCACCGGGCAGAUGUCCCCUGCCCUCUGGCCGUUAAAGCUGAGACAGAGGAACCUGCCCAGCACUCAUACAGUUUGGACACAAACACAGGCAUUUUCACUCACACUCUGACCUCAGCCAGAGUUACUGCCUCACAGUCUUUGUAUUCCCAUCGGUACUACCCCAACCUGAUGGUGAUGGAGGUUUCAUUGGUGCGGCAGGUGACGACAGAGGAGCCAGUUACUGUUAAGCUAGUCAGCUCGUUCACACCUCAGAGCAAAGACAUUGUUUUUGAGUCUGGCCCUGAUUAUAAAGGAGGAAGGCACAUCCAUGGACAGACGUCCGCUGCUGAGUUCUCUGGAGGCUCCUGUGCCACAGUUCACCUUAUUUGGACCUCCAUACCUGAGACCCUGACGCUGCUUCCAGAGCAGAGCCAGGCUCGCUGGGCUUUCAUCCUGGUGGUGGCCAAUGAUUUAAACUCUGCUCAGGCCAACUUCGACGAGGGUCUAAAUCUGAUUGCGACUGGCGACCUGCGUCCGUCUCACGAGGAGGCCUGGAAGGAGCUGUGGCUCCAGAGCAAGGUGGAGGUGUCAGGGUCAGAGAGCCUCUGCAAGGCUCUGAUCGGCUGCAUGUUCUACCUCCUCAGCGCCUUCCCCUCCAUACAUGACACCUCCAGCUCUUUUGGGGGAGUCAGUCCAGGCGGGCUGUCUAAUGGUGGGGAUGGUCAGGACUACUGGGGCCAUGUUUUCUGGGACCAGGACAUGUGGAUGUAUCCUGGGAUCGCCCUCUUCUACCCCAAGUUAGCCCGAUCUGUGCUGGAGUACAGGGUGAGGACUAUAGAUGGCGCUAAAGUCAAUGCCCAAAAGCAAGGGUACAAGGGAAUAAAGUUCCCAUGGGAGAGUGCUGUGUCAGGGCGGGAGGUGUGUCCAGAGGACAUCUAUGGAAACCAAGAGAUUCACAUCAAUGGAGACGUCACCCUGGCCUUCCAACACUAUCUCUACCUCAGUGAGGAUCUGUCCAUGUUCAGAGAGGCCCAGGGCAGUGAGGUGAUAUAUGGUGUGGCUGAUUACUGGGUUUCUAGAGUAACAUGGAGCCCUGAGGACCAGAAAUACCAUCUCCUGGGUGUAAUGCCGCCUGAUGAGUAUUACUACGAUGUCAACAACUCUGUGUUCACAAACACAGUGGCAAAAUUCAGUCUGCAGUUUGCUCUAGAGUUGGCCGAUCUCCUCCAACACCCUGCACCGAAGGAAUGGAAAGAAGUGGCCGAGCACAUCAAGAUACCGUUUGACACAGAAUCCCAGUAUCACCCUGAGUUCGAUGGCUACGUUAAAGGUCAACCAGUGAAGCAGGCAGACACGGUGAUGCUGGGUUAUCCUCUUGGUUUGCCAAUGUCUGCCGAGAUCAGAAGGAAUGAUCUAGAGGCGUACGAGCCAGUGACAGACCCUGAAGGUCCAGCGAUGACAUGGGGGAUGUUUGCAAUCGGCUGGCUGGAGCUGGGGGAGGCUGAGAGAGCCCAACGUUUACUUGAAAAGUGCUUCAGCAACAUUCAGGGCCCGUUCCAGGUGUGGAGUGAAUCAACAGAUGGCUCUGGUGCAGUCAACUUUCUCACGGGUAUGGGAGGAUUCCUGCAAGCUGUGCUGUUUGGUUACACUGGCUUCAGAGUUCAGAAGGAAUGUUUGGCCUUUUCCCCAAUUCUUCCCAAUGACAUUUCUGAGCUCUGUCUUCGGGGUGUGAACUACCUUGGGAAUCAGAUGGACUGGCUGCUGAGGAAAGAUGAAGUUUGUAUCAUACUGAGGAAACAGACAAGGAGCGAUGGCAGCGCUAAGCCCCACGAUCUACAGGUGGUCCUGAAGGCAUCAGGAAAAAAAAUCCCUCUCACACCAGGUCAGCCAGUAACUCUUCCUCGAGAACCUGGCUGCGUUUGUAAACUUCCUGCGGUGUUUUCCUGCUGGCCUUUGUAAAACAGGAAUCUCUGCUCCUCCUCAUCAUUUCAAUUGUGCAUCAUACAAAAUAUGUUGAGCAAGCUAUUUUAUAUCUACGCUGCUGUUGUGCUGUAUGCUGACCUUAACCUGACCAAAAUGUACAAAAUUGAAUAAAGGUUGAUGUGAA
Messenger RNA from Limanda limanda (common dab), 2514 nucleotides. RefSeq names its product protein-glucosylgalactosylhydroxylysine glucosidase (gene pgghg). Gene Ontology annotation, biological process: carbohydrate metabolic process. The coding region runs from base 273 to 2366 and encodes 697 amino acids. Gene Ontology annotation, molecular function: catalytic activity. NCBI's taxonomy places the organism in Eukaryota, Metazoa, Chordata, Actinopteri, Pleuronectiformes, Pleuronectidae. The record is from RefSeq and is a predicted model, not a curated record. The transcript has 14 exons.